AUGGCAACAAGUGAUGAUUAUGAAAGUCUUCCAGAAUCAGUCCAUCCAUCUAUACAUAUGGCUGCUGGAGCAUUAGCUGGUAUUGGUGAACAUUGUAUUAUGUAUCCCGUUGAUGUUGUUAAAACUCGGAUGCAAUGUAUGAACCCUAAUCCUCAUGCAAAAUAUCGUGGAAUUUCACAUGCUAUACGAGAAAUGAUGGCUAAUGAAGGCAUAUUCAGACCUGUUCGUGGUGUCCAUGUUGUAGCUUUAGCAGCUGGACCAGCUCAUGCACUUUAUUUUUCUUGUUAUGAAAGAAUGAAAAUAUUAUUAAGUGGAAAUUCUCAAGCUGGCCAUAAUCCAUUAGCUAAUGGAAUAGCUGGUUGUUUUGCUACUUUAUUUCAUGAUGCUUUAAUGGUACCUGCUGAUGCUAUUAAACAACGUCUUCAAAUAUAUGCAUCUCCAUAUUCGGGUGCACUUGAUUGUUUACGUAAAAUUCGUCGAGGUGAAGGUUUAUCUGUUCUCUAUCGAAGUUAUACAACUCAAUUAACAAUGAAUAUCCCAUUUCAUUCAGUACAUCUUAUUGUUUAUGAAUUAUUUCAAGAUGAAUUAAAUUAUUCACGACUAUAUGAUCCAUUAUCACAUGUUAUAUCAGGUGCUGGAGCUGGUGCUAUAGCUUCAGCUAUAACAACACCAUUAGAUGUUUGUAAAACAUUAUUAAAUACACAAGAAUGUUGUUUAGCAUCAACUGGUGGUCCAACAUGUUCAUUACCAAAUAAUCCAAAUAUAACACCAACAACAAAUGGAAAUACAGUAUUAGCAACUGCAGAAGCAAGAGGACUUAUAAGUGCCGUUCGUGUAAUAUAUAUUCAAGGUGGUAUAGCUGCUUUUUUUAAAGGUUUAACACCACGUGUUCUUUAUCAAAUGCCGAGUACAGCUGUUGCUUGGUCUUGUUAUGAAUUUUUUAAACAUUUUUUUGCCGGAAAACCAACAAUAUUAUGA
Messenger RNA from Rotaria sordida, 978 nucleotides. NCBI's taxonomy places the organism in Eukaryota, Metazoa, Rotifera, Eurotatoria, Philodinida, Philodinidae. The record is from the annotation of a GenBank genome assembly.